UUUCGCCAAAACAAACAUGCGUGGAAGAAAAGUCACAACACCUGGCCCCUCGGAAAAGGUGCCCCACAAUCGGUUCGUUUGUUUGGAAGGAGGACGCACGGCCCAAUCGAAGCCGUGCCGUGCUGCGCCCAUUCAUCUAAUCACACUUUUGGAAAACGCAUAUCAAUCAAGCAGGGGUGUGUUGCAUAGAAAAUGCCACGAGUACAUAUCAUUCCGGUGCUGGUCGUGAUAGCAUUCCUGAACGCAAAUGCCCAGACGGGCAACCUAAAGAAUGCGCAAAAGCACACUCCCUCCACCGUUUCAGCCAGCGGCCUUCAGCAGCUAGCGCUCGAUCCGAUGGCCCUACUGCCACAGGCGUUGGAAAAUCUACUUGUCGAGCGAGUAGUCGGAACGGCGGGUCACGAAAAUGUGAAAAAUUACAUCGUGGAGCAGAUGGGCCGGCUCGGCUAUUCCGUCGAUCUGGACGAGUUUGAAGAAACCGUACCCAUCCUGGGUAAGCUACGGUUUGCCAACAUAGUCGCAUCGCUCAACCCGAACGCGGAACGCAAUGUGGUGCUGGCCUGCCACUACGAUAGCAAAUAUUUCCCGGGCCAAAAAUUCAUCGGAGCCACCGAUUCGUCGGUGCCCUGUGCAAUGCUACUUACAAUUGCGGCCACACUCGAGCCCCACCUGCGGUCGGUGAAGGGAAAGACGGACCUGAAUCUUCAAUUCAUCUUCUUCGACGGUGAAGAAGCAUUCCAGCAGUGGACCGAGCAGGACUCACUGUACGGUGCACGGCACCUUGCGGCACGUAUGGAGCGGGACGGUACGCUUCAAAAGAUGGACAUGCUCGUGCUGCUUGAUCUGCUCGGAACGCCGGAACCGAACUUUUACAGCUAUUUCCCGGAAACGGAAAACUGGUACGUGCAGCUCAUUUCCGUUGAGCGACGGCUGGAUGAGUUGGGCCAUCUGGAAAAUUAUAGCACGAGCAGUGUGUCACCGGCGCAGAAAUCCAUCGCGUACUUCAAGCCGCAUUCCUUCUCGGCCCACAUCGAAGAUGAUCAUAUUCCAUUCUUGAGGCGCGGCGUGCCCAUUUUGCACAUCAUUCCGAGCCCCUUCCCGGACGUUUGGCACAAGCUGGAAGAUGACGGUGAUAUCGUGGACGUGCCGACGGUGCGCAAUAUGAUCAGAAUAUUUUCGGUCUUUGUCUGCGAGUAUUUGAAUGUGCCGUUAUGACAGUCGAGGGAUGAAUUUUAAUCCAUUGCGUCCACGGUGUUACGUACUUAUACAAGCAAUGUGAAAAAAACAAUAAUUAUCAGCUGGAUGCCUCUCGAUCCAGCUGCUGAACGCAAAUUCCUAGUAAACACGCAUAUCACGUAUUACAUUUUUUACUGUGCAAUAAACAAAUUUGUUGAAAACAAAUUGAA
This is a messenger RNA of Anopheles stephensi (Asian malaria mosquito), 1406 nucleotides long. RefSeq names its product glutaminyl-peptide cyclotransferase (gene isoQC). Bases 193 to 1215 code for a protein of 340 amino acids. Gene Ontology annotation, molecular function: glutaminyl-peptide cyclotransferase activity; zinc ion binding. NCBI's taxonomy places the organism in Eukaryota, Metazoa, Arthropoda, Insecta, Diptera, Culicidae. The record is from RefSeq and is a predicted model, not a curated record. The transcript has 2 exons.